Molecule: messenger RNA, 2178 nt
Organism: Brassica rapa (field mustard)
Lineage: Eukaryota; Viridiplantae; Streptophyta; Magnoliopsida; Brassicales; Brassicaceae
Product: transcription factor DIVARICATA
Molecular function (GO): DNA binding
Source: RefSeq, a predicted model, not a curated record
CAAAUGAGACUACAACACGUGUGAAACCUAUUCAAAGACGACACAUGUCUUUUACUUAUUUUUAUGGAAAAGCCUAUCACAAACUAUACAAUUACGAGUGUUUAUUGGUUGAUUGAAUCAAAAAGGCCCUCUGAAAAUACAUAUUAAAAGAAUGUUUGAUAUGUUAACUAAUCUUACUUUGAAAUAAAAUCUUUUUAAUUUCAAUCGAAUCCUACUAAUGGCGUAUUGUACUAUGUUGAUGUGGAAUACUUACCUAAUAAAAUUAAAGAAAAUGUUACUAUCUUAUAGAAAUAUGGGUACACUAAGUUGAUUCCGUUUCCUAUUUGUGCUGAAUUUGAUAUAUGUUUUAUUGCACUCUUAUAAUUCUUAUAUGAAAUAUACAAUUAUGAAAAUUAUCAUUCGUUACACGCAUGUUUAGAUAAAUACCAUUAAAUUUAUCCUAUUACAUUGGAGUUUAGUUAAACUAAUUUUGAAAUAUAGUAACAAAGUUGUCAUAUCACUGAAAAUUGCUAAUUAUAAUAUUUUUCAAUGUGUGUAAAUUUUAUUUAUUUAUCUCAAGAACGUUUUUUUUUUUUGUCAACCUCUCAAGAACGUUUAGUAGUAGUAUUUUCGAAGGGAAGCCUAAUUAGUAGCUAGCUUUACGUGAUCAAGCAAAUACAAAAAUAAAAAGUUACAAAAACUCGUAGAUCUUGACAUUAAUAUAUACUCAUAGACAGACAAUCACAGCUCAACAGCUUUUUAACUCACCUCUCACUCUCAGAUCAUUCCUGUUUCAUAUACAUCUUUCUCUUUCUCUCUCUCUCUUCCCUUUUCAGCUUGAGAGUUUGGGAGAAAGAAGAAGGUUGGGUUUUGUUCACUUUAUCAGCUUCAAGUUUCUGAACCCACCUGAGUUUCUCUCCAUUGCUCUCAUAUCAAAGUCUCUCUCUUUGAGUUUUACAAUUGAUAUUAAAGAGAGGCACAAGAUCGAAAAACUAGAAGAUGAACAUAGGAAUCGAAGUCAUGUCACCAGCAACAUACUUAGAGACAUCACCAAACUGGUUGUUCCAAGAGAACAGAGAAACUAAAUGGACAGCUGAAGAAAACAAGAAGUUCGAAAACGCUUUAGCCUUUUACGACAAGGACACUCCCGACAGAUGGUUCAAAGUCGCAGCUAUGCUCCCCGGCAAAACAGUCGGAGAUGUGAUCAAACAGUACAGAGAGCUUGAGGAAGACGUCAGCGACAUCGAAGCUGGUCUUAUCCCGAUCCCUGGCUACGCCUCUGAUUCAUUCACGCUCGACUGGGGAGGAUACGAUGCUGGUAACAUGAACGGAUAUUACUUCGCCGCCGUGGGAGGAAAGAGAGGAUCCGCCGCGAGAGCAGCGGAGCAUGAAAGGAAGAAAGGUGUUCCAUGGACAGAAGAAGAACACAGACAGUUUCUGAUGGGUCUGAAAAAAUAUGGAAAAGGCGACUGGAGAAACAUAGCUCGCAACUUCGUGACCACACGGACGCCUACGCAAGUCGCGAGUCACGCUCAAAAGUAUUUCAUAAGGCAAGUCAACGGCGGUAAAGACAAACGCCGAUCAAGCAUCCAUGAUAUCACCACCGUCAACAUCCCCGAUUCUUUUGAUGCCGCAGCGGCUGAUACCGCAAUCACAAACGCUCCAUGCUCACCACCGUCACUAGGAGGAAGCCAGCGGGAGGGGUCGGGUCAGUGGGACGGUCAAACUAUAAACGAUGAAACAGCGGGUACGUUUUACAAUCCAAACGCGUUUCAAGAAACGCUACUUGGAAUGUCGUCAACGCCGUACAUGGCAAAACUGCAGGAGCAGAGUUUCCUAAAUGCAUCGCAAUUCGAAUCGUAUAAUGCCUAUCUCCAAAUGUAGCACAAGAUGAAGAUCUGGAGUUACGAGUUGUUAAUUAUUUAAUAAAAUUUUACUCUUUUGUUUUUAUUUAUCCGCGUGCAUAUACAAAAAGAGAAAUAGCUGCUACUUUUUAAGAGAUAUUUAUUCGUUUUUAUCCUGUGUUUUUGUGGUUGAUUUUAAUGAGUUUUCAGCAAAUUAAUUAUUUUAAUUGUCGAGUAUUUAAGUUUGUUGUUAUGUUUGUGUGAUUUGAAACCCUUUUGAGCUCAAAUUACUUGUUAUAGUUUAUGUUGUAUAAGUUGUGUCAUGUAGGCUUUUAUUACAAUUUUUUUCCUUAUU